Molecule: messenger RNA, 3548 nt
Organism: Xenopus tropicalis (tropical clawed frog)
Lineage: Eukaryota; Metazoa; Chordata; Amphibia; Anura; Pipidae
Gene: zbtb48
Product: zinc finger and BTB domain containing 48
Exons: 11
Coding region: 13-2223 (736 amino acids)
Cellular component (GO): nucleus
Source: RefSeq, a predicted model, not a curated record
GCGGUUGCGCUUAUGCAUCGCGAUACUUCCCAGCCGGAUAUAGCUUUGCAGCUUGGGGAGCAGUCGCUGGUGUUUUGGUGUUUCAGCUUGCAGUGUCGGUUCGAUAGCGGUACCCAGGACAUGGACAAUGUGUUUGUCCAGCACAGCGUUAAAGUGCUCAGUGCCCUUAACAAACAGAGAGAAGAAGGCCGAUACUGCGAUGCCACAUUGGUCGUUGGAAAUUUCAAUUUUAAAGCACAUUGGAGCAUCUUGGCCUGCAGUAGCCCAUUUUUCCAGAGCCUAUAUGGAGACGGGACUUCUGCCAACAUUAUCUUGCACGAAAGCUUUUCUGAAGUAAUUGGGCUUGUGCUGGACUUUCUUUACACUGGAGAGCUGGCUCUUACAGAGGAAAAUGUUCAGAAGGUCCUUCUUACUUCAAAAGAACUUGAGAUUUUGGAAGCAAUUGAUGUGUGUGAAAGGUUUCAGCCCAAAACCUUUCAGUCUCAUGAAAAUGAAGGUAAUGAUCAGGAACCCGACACUGAAGAAGCUAUAGAUGAACAUUUAAAGCAAACAAACGAGGCAGAUGAAGAAAGAGUACAAAGUGAUGUUACGGUGCUCACUAAUACCCUGUCUCCAGAAGGCAUAACUGGUCAAAGCCAUGAGCAGGACAGGACUGUGUCUGUGCAUCAAGUCCCCAGGGAAAAUUCUCCUGUUCUUCCAGAAGCCUUUCAAAAACCCAAUGAUACAGAAGACCCUCAGGAGCACAGAGAAUUCCAGCGGCAAAAGAAAAGCCAGAGGGGCGACCAGACAGUUAACAGUGAAUGCAUAACGUGGGAUUUAGAAGUGGGCCAGAUCCAUGAAGAUAUAACCGAAGAGGAUCCAUACAUUCAUGAAGAGGUAGAUGAAGAUUACAUCCCAGAGCCAAAGACUCCAGACGCUAACCAGAAGGCCUGCUUGGUUAAGAAGAUUAGUGUAGUUACUGACAAUGUACUGCCCAUUAAUGCACUUGAUGGUGCAAAUCAGGCAAAUGAGGGGAAUGCUAACAAGACAGUGCAAUGCUCCACGUGUCAUAAAACAUUUCUCAGCAAAUAUUAUCUGAAAGUACAUAACAGAAAACACACAGGAGAGAAACCCUUUCAGUGCUUAAAAUGUGGCAAAAGUUACUUCAGGAAAGAGAACCUUUCAGAGCACGAGGCUCGGAAUUGCAUGAACAGGACGGAGCAGUUUUUUACAUGUACCUUGUGUAAGGAAAUAUUCAAAAGGAGACUGGAGCUAAGAGUGCACAUGGUUUCCCACACUGGAGAAAUGCCAUACAAAUGCGUAUCCUGUCCCCAGCAGUUUAUGCAGAAGAAGAGUCUUCAAAACCACAACAUUAAGUUUCACGGAGCUCCAAAGCCCCAUGCAUGCCCCACGUGUGGGAAAUGCUUUUUUACUCGGACAGAACUUCGGUUGCAUGAAGCCUUCAAGCAUCGUGGAGAGAAGCUCUUUGUGUGUGAGGAAUGUGGGCAUCGGGCAUCCAGCAGGAGUGGGCUGCAAAUGCACAUCAAAGCUAAACACAGAAACGAGCGGCCAUAUAUUUGCGAAUUCUGCCACCAUGCAUUUACUCAGAAAACCAAUUUAAAUAUGCACCUCAAGACCCACACCGGGGAGAAACCCUUUCAAUGCCAUCUGUGUGGCAAAACAUUCAGAACUCAAGCUAGCCUGCAUAAGCACAACCGGACACAUACAGGGGAACGGCCUUUCAGCUGUGAGUUCUGUGGCCAAAAGUUUUCAGACAAGACUCCCCUUCAGAGGCAUGUCGCCAGCCGGCAUCAGGAAGGACGACCUCACUACUGCCAGAUAUGUGCAAAGACUUUUAAAGCCAUAGAACAGUUGCGGGUUCAUGUUGCACGACACAAAGGUGUAAGAAAGUUUGAAUGCACAGAAUGUGGUUAUAAAUUCACACGACAGGCACAUCUGAGGCGCCACAUGGAAAUUCAUAACCGCAUAGAGAACUACAAUCCCCGCCAGAGAAAACUCCGCAAUCUAAUCAUUGAUGAUGAGAAGAUGGUGGAAGUUGGCCUAGACAGCCCACAUGAACUGGAAGUGGGAUCCACAGAGGUCAUUGUGGAAUCUAUUUCAGGCAGCACAUUGGCAGAGGUCAUCACAGAGGAAAGGAUAUGCACAGAGGGCUUCCCACCGGAAGUGAUGGAGCAGUCUAUCAUCAUAACCGCCACAGCUAUCCCUCAUGACUGUGAAACGUGAUCAUGUUCAUCAAAUAAACUUCAGUCUUUUCAUAGAAAAAUAACCGUGUAUUUAUUCAUUGGGUCAGACUCAGAGCAAAGUGUGCUAAGGAUGCUGAAGCUCAGUACUUACCUGUAAAGGCUCUGUAUAUCAUACAUAUAAUAUAUAUUUCCAUAGACAUAAAUGAUCCUCACAGUGGGAGGAAACCAUUAUAAGUCUGUCACUGACUCACAGGGACCAUUUCACACCUUUUCCACCUUGAAUUUGGCUGUCAGUCAUUUGACCCCUCCCUCAGUGCGUAACACGUUAAACUGAUUCUGGGACUUGUAGUUGCUCUGCUUUCCAUAGUAUCCAUGCACUGCCCACCAUGAAAAGACUUGAAGUCCCAGAAUCCACAGCAACAUGGGGCAAUGAGAGGGAGAGGUUACACCAGUUACAUGACUUUUCCUGUAUAAGGAGGGGUGGGGUAACCAUCAUGGUUUCCUUUCAGGUUGUGAAAUCAUGUAUGUAUGGGUAAAAAAUAUAUAUAUUUAUUUUUGAAAGUUUGCAUAAUGUUUAUGCAUCUUUUUAAACAUAAUCCCAACUGAAUGAGCUCAUGUCAUACAAGUUGGGGGCAUAUUUUCCCUUUAAUGUUUUGUUGAGAAUGUAUAAUUGUAAUGUAAAAUUGCUUAUAGCACUGCUCGGCACUUUCACAAUUUAUGUUAAUUUAAUUUUUUCUUAUUUUCAAAAUAUUCAUUUUUGCCCUAACAGAAUGGUUCUGAAACUACAGCUCUACCUGCUGUUCGUUACGGCCCACCACACACAGCAGAAAAUUAUUUUUUUUUUACAAUUUCUUUGCAUCUGUUCAUCCUGUAUCUACAAUUAGUUUCUUGGUAACAAAUGCCCUGUUUUAUAUGAGAGGUUUUCAUGCUAAAGAUGCAUUUAUCUUCCUGUGUAAGAACUAAGCCCGCUGUAUCCUACACGUUAUAUGGUAUCUGCUGUGUAACCUAUGCCUUACUGGCCAUUCAGCUACAAUGGCUGCCCCCCUGGCUACAGAGCAGCUUAUUAAUAUAAACUAUAGUAGAGAUUCUUAAGCUCACAAGGAAGUUAUUCCAGUGCAGCUGUUAUAUUUAAACACAUUUUUUUGGUGUUACCUUUUUUUGUUGCCAAUAAGAACAGCAGGUGGCACUAUAUCAGCAGUGUAAAAACUGUUAUCUUGAAAAAUAAAAAUAAUGUAACUUGUGAAACAGAGGCCUGAGCUAUUUCACAUUUAAUUGUUUACAUUUCCUUUUUUUCUGGGUGAUUUAAUUCACUGUGGUGUGACAUAACAUUGUAACAUAACACAGUAAACUGUUUCCCCCCUCAAA